Messenger RNA from Seriola dumerili (greater amberjack), 510 nucleotides. It is a transcript of the gene romo1, whose product is annotated as reactive oxygen species modulator 1. The record is from RefSeq and is a predicted model, not a curated record. NCBI's taxonomy places the organism in Eukaryota, Metazoa, Chordata, Actinopteri, Carangiformes, Carangidae. Bases 126 to 365 code for a protein of 79 amino acids. Gene Ontology annotation, cellular component: TIM23 mitochondrial import inner membrane translocase complex. The transcript has 3 exons. Gene Ontology annotation, biological process: protein import into mitochondrial matrix; protein insertion into mitochondrial inner membrane.
CUCUGUCCUUCCUCCUUCCGGUUAUGGAGGUCUGCUGAAGUUCAUUAAACGCAGCUGAGCUUAGAUCCACGACGAACCUCCAGUCUGAUCCAGAACAAGAACUCUAGUCUACGACAGGACUCAAGAUGCCGGUGGCUGUAGGUCCGUAUGGUCAGACCCAGCCCAGCUGUUUUGACCGGGUCAAGAUGGGCUUCAUGAUGGGCUUUGCGGUGGGAAUGGCUGCUGGCGCCAUGUUUGGCACUUUCUCCUGUCUCAGGAUCGGCAUGCGUGGCAGGGAGCUGAUGGGAGGCGUGGGGAAGACCAUGAUGCAGAGCGGGGGGACGUUUGGCACCUUCAUGGCCAUCGGUAUGGGCAUCCGCUGCUGAGGAGGAUGAGGAGCAGCGUCCUCCUCCUUCUCCACACAACUAUGGGACUUUUCAGAAACCUCCAAUCACAGCUCUCGGCUCAAUGAUGUCACGCUCUACCUGCAGUCCAGUUUUGUCAAUAAACGUUCACAUUUGUCAAACAGGU